AUGGAUAGGUCGUUCGAAAACUGUCCAAGAAUUGCCCAGGUAUUCAUCGAAAAAGUUACUAGAAAUAGGCCCGAGUGGGUAGAUGCUGGUAACAUUAUUAAUAUUUUUGUGAAUGCUAUUUUAGCAGUCACUGCAACACUUGGGAAUGGAAUGAUUAUCGUGGCCAUCUUGAGAUCCCAGAACCUACAAACGCCAUCCUACUUACUGAUAACCACUUUAGCUUUUGCAGAUUUACUGUUUGGUUUGAUGAUUCAUCCUUUACACAUCGUAGGUGGUACUUUCUUCUUGCAAGGCAAUAUACGAGGGCUAUGCGCAAUGGCUUCUUUAUACAUAUUCUUUGGAUUGUUCCUUGGAUCUGUUUCAGUCAUGAUUGUCACAUGUAUCAGUAUAGACAGAUACUUGGCGCUUACUCUUAGACAUCGAUACACCAUCAUUGUCACCAAGAAACGAGUUCGUUACAUGAUUGUUUUCGUUUGUGUUUUGGCUUUCCUGGGAGCAUUUCCAAAUAUCUUUGAAAAGUACUUCGAUAUUUUUUCCCGUGCAAUGUUCUCUUGUUACAUGGCUCUCCUUUUAAUAACCUGUGUAUUCUACAUCAAGUCUUUCAGAGCUCUUCAUCUUUACACAGUCCAAGUUCACGCCCAACAACCAAACCCGUUGGCUAUUAACUUUGAUGUUGUCAGAUACAAGAAAACUUUAAAGACGAUGCUUUUAGUACUAGCAUGUCUUUUGAUCUGCUAUGUACCGUCAAUUUGUGCUUUUUCAAUGUGGAAAAUGUUAGAUAACCGAAAGGGAGAAUUGGUCGUUUAUUUUACAACCAUUACUCUGAUAUGUCUUAAUUCCAGUAUAAACCCAAUCAUUUAUUUGAUAAGGUUUGCAGAUAUUCGCAACGCUAUAUCAAAAGCAUAUCAGACAGGGCGGGAUAUCUUUCUUGAUAUUUUU
Molecule: messenger RNA, 939 nt
Organism: Actinia tenebrosa (Australian red waratah sea anemone)
Lineage: Eukaryota; Metazoa; Cnidaria; Anthozoa; Actiniaria; Actiniidae
Product: beta-1 adrenergic receptor-like
Source: RefSeq, a predicted model, not a curated record